Cricetulus griseus (Chinese hamster) is the source of this 444-nucleotide messenger RNA. Lineage: Eukaryota; Metazoa; Chordata; Mammalia; Rodentia; Cricetidae. The record is from RefSeq and is a predicted model, not a curated record.
AUGAAGAGUACAGCAGGCUGUAUGCACAGCACCCAGGAUCACACAAUCCGAGGAGGAGAGCCCAGGCUUUCAGAAGCCCCAGCAUCCACUUGAACACCUAGCAAAAUGCCUAAAAGUGUUUCAAUAUCUAAACAACUGGCUUCAAUAAAAGCUUUGAAGAAAGGCUCAGACCUGGAAAAGGCCAUUGCUACUAUUGCUCUGAUUUUCAGAAACUCUUCUGACCCUGAUGGUAAACUUGGGAAAACCACUGCCAAGAAUCUGCUACAAACCCAAUUUAGGAAUUUCACAGAGAGAGAAGAAACCAAGCCAAAGUGUCAAGAUAUCCUUUCUGAGCUUGAUGAACACACAGAAAAUAAGCUGGACUUCGAGGACUUCAUGAUCCUGCUCCUGAGCCUCGCCAUCGUGUCAGAUAUGCUACAAGAUAUAUUGAGUGUAAAACUAUGA